Micropterus salmoides (largemouth bass) is the source of this 3508-nucleotide messenger RNA. RefSeq names its product NLR family CARD domain-containing protein 3-like. Bases 145 to 3006 code for a protein of 953 amino acids. The transcript has 9 exons. NCBI's taxonomy places the organism in Eukaryota, Metazoa, Chordata, Actinopteri, Centrarchiformes, Centrarchidae. The record is from RefSeq and is a predicted model, not a curated record.
AAAUGGAGAGGCGAGGCAGUGAGCAGGCUCAAGAGAACAGGAAGCAGCCUGAAGCUGAAACAGUUCAGUCAGUUCAGACUCCAUUUUGAGUUGACAGAAGGAGGAAAGCAGAAGGCUGAGGCAGGACUGACUUCAGACCAGAAGAUGAGUGUUUGUGUGGAGGAAAAGGAGGACAGAGCAGAGUCUGCAGGAUCCAGCUCUCUGUCUAUGAAGAGUGACCAGUCCACUGAUAAUCCUCCAGACUUCAGUAAAGAACCUGGACCCUCAGACACAAAAGUUCAGUCCAGCAGACAGAGAGCAGAGUCUGCAGGAUCCAGCUGUCUGUCUCUGAAGAGUUACCGGUCCCACCGUAAACCUCCAGACUUCAGUAAUGAACCUGGACCCUCAGACACAAAAGUUCAGUCCAACAGACAGAGAGCAGAGUCUGCAGGAUCCAGCUGUCUGUCUCUGAAGAGUUACCGGUCCCACCUUAAACCUCCGGACUUCAGUAAUGAACCUGGACCCUCAGACACAAAACUGACUUCAGACCAGAAGAUGAGUGUUUGUGUGGAGGAAGAGGAGGACAGAGCAGAGUCUGCAGGAUCCAGCUGUCUGUCUAUGAGGAGUGACUGGUCCAAAGAGUAUCCUCCAGACAUCAGUAAAGAACCUGGACCCUCAGACACAAAAGUUCAGUCCAGCAGAAAGAGAGCAGAGUCUGCAGGAUCCAUCUGUCUGUCUAUGAGGAGUGACUGGUCCAAAGAGUAUCCUCCAGACUUCAGUAAAGAACCUGGACCCUCAGACACAAAAGAGAGGCAGAGGAGUCCUGUUCCUGUGGAGGAGCAGCCGUCCUGCUGUGCUUUGUGUCAGGACGUCCUGAAGGAUCCAGUCUCUACCAGCUGUGGACACUGGUUCUGCAGACGGUGCAUCACCUCAUACUGGGACCAGUCUGCUUCAUCGGGACACUCCUCCUGUCCCCAGUGUGGAAAAAGAUCCAGAACCAGAACUAGACUGCAGACAGCCAGUCAGAGCAGCUCUGUACAAAUGAGCGGUGGUCUGCAGGAGGUUUUAGAUGAACAUAAGAUCAGUCUGAGGAGGAGAUGUGAACGUGUGACUGAAGGAAGUGAUGAAACAGGAAGUGAUGAAACAGGAAGUGGAACCCUCCUCAACAGGAUCUACACUGAGCUCUACAUCACAGAGGGACAGAGUGAAGAGGUUAAUACCCAGCAUGAGGUGAGGCAGCUUGAGACAGCUUCCAAGAAGAAGACCCUCCAUGACGCUCCAAUCAGGUGCCAGGACAUCUUUAAAGCCUUACCUGGCCAACAGAGAGCCAUCAGAGUGGUUCUGACCAACGGCGUCGCUGGCGUUGGAAAAACCUUCUCGGUGCAGAAGUUCACUCUGGACUGGGCAGAGGGCUCGGAAAACCAAGAUGUCAGUCUGCUGGUUCUGCUCUCGUUCAGGGAGCUGAACUUGAUCAAAGAUGAGCGGCACAGUCUCCUCACGCUGCUCCAUGUUUUCCAUCCAACAUUACAGAAGGUCCCAGCAGAGAAGCUCGCCGUCUGGAAACUGUUGUUCAUCUUUCACGGCCUGGAUGAAAGCAGACUUUCAUUGGAUUUCCACAACAGUGAGGUUGUGUCUGAUGUCACACAGAAGUCAUCAGUCAACCUGCUGCUGACAAACCUCAUCGAGGGGAAUCUGCUUCCCUCGGCUCUCGUCUGGAUAACUUCCAGACCUGCGGCGGCCAAUCAGAUCCCUCCUUCGUGUGUCGGCAGGGUAACGGAAGUACGAGGCUUCACUGACGCCCAGAAGGAGGAGUACUUCAGGAGGAGAGUCAGUGAUGAAGAGCUGUCCAGCAGAAUCAUCUCACACAUCAAGACCUCCAGUAGCCUCCACAUCAUGUGUCAGAUCCCAGUCUUCUGCUGGAUCACUGCUACAGUUCUGGAGCACAUGUUGACUACAGAGCAGAGAGGAGAGCUGCCCAAGACCCUGACUGACCUGUACUCACACUUCCUGCUGGUUCAGAUAAAGAGGAAGAAGCAGAAGUACGAUGAGGGACAUGAGACGAGUCCACAGGAGCUGACAAAGGCUGACAGGAAGGUUCUACUGAAGCUGGGGAGGCUGGCGUUUGAACAGCUGGAGAAAGGAAACAUCAUGUUCUACCAAGAAGACCUGGAGCAGUGUGGUCUUGAUGUCACAGAGGCCUCGGUGUACUCAGGAGUUUGUACAGAGAUCUUCAAAAGAGAGAGUGUGAUCUUCCAGAAAACCGUCUACUGCUUUGUUCAUCUGAGCGUUCAGGAGUUUCUGGCUGCAGUCUACAUGUUCCACUGUUUCACCAGCAGGAACACAGAGAGACUGGAGGACUUCCUGAGGAGUUCCAUGGAGAAAUCUCUCCAAAGUGAAAAUGGCCACCUGGACCUGUUUGUUCGCUUCCUUCAUGGCCUCUCUCUGGAGUCCAACCAGAGACUCUUAGGAGGCCUGCUGGGUCAGACAGACAACAGUCCAGAAAUCAUCCAGAGAGCCAUCAACAACCUGAAGGAGAUGAACAGUGAUGAGAUCUCUCCUGACAGAAGCAUCAACAUCUUCCACUGUCUGAUGGAGAUGAACGACCACUCAGUACAUCAGGAGAUCCAAGAGUUCCUGAAGUCAGAGAACAGAUCAGAGAAGGAACUCUCUGUGAUCCACUGCUCAGCUCUGGCCUACAUGCUGCAGAUGUCCGAGGAGGUUCUGGAUGAGUUGGACCUCAAGACGUACAACACGUCAGUGGAGGGACGACUGAGACUGAUUCCAGCUGUGAGGAACUGCAGAAAGGCUCGACUUUCUGGCUGUGGACUCUCAGAGACUCACUGUGAAGUUGUGGCCUCAGCUCUGAAGUCCAACCCCUCCCAUCUGAGAGAGCUCUACCUGAGUAACAACAAGCUGCAGGAUUCGGGAGUGAAGCUGUUGUCUGCUGGACUGGAGAGUCCACACUGUAGACUGGAGACUCUGAGGUCAGGUGUUUUUUAUUCUUUUUUUUUUCCUUUAGUGGUUUAGUCCAUUGACUGUGGCAGAGCAAUGUUGAGCUCCACAUUUAAAAUCUUAUUACAACAAGAAACACUCGGUAGUUCACUUUGAACCUCUUAAAGUAUUGGUUAUUGUUAGGUUUAGUGGAAGAUUAUUGCUUGGGUUAAAAUAAGUAUGUUAGGUAUGUCACAUGACUUAAGUUGUGUAAUUACAGAAAUACACUUUUUUUGCUGGCGGCCUUUUGCCUGUAAACAAGAGAUCAUUUCAUCCCUCAGCUAGAUGAGGUGAACGUUUCAUCAUAAGUCCCUGUGAGAAAAGACAGUAAAAUUUGUCUCAAAUAGCUUUCAGCCCCAAUUACACCUGUCCUCACAGGACUACACUUUUAGAUGACGUGUAGACACAUAACUAUUAUUAGUAUAAGGGUUGAUCCCAAAUAGUUGAAGAUUCGAUGCUUCGAAUGGGCAGAGCCUGAUUCGACUGUCAAUCUCACAGUCGAAGCUUCGCAGCAAAACAAGGAUCAUACUGUUUUGGC